Aphis gossypii (cotton aphid) is the source of this 1403-nucleotide messenger RNA. RefSeq lists its product as uncharacterized. The transcript is spliced from 2 exons. The coding region runs from base 100 to 873 and encodes 257 amino acids. NCBI's taxonomy places the organism in Eukaryota, Metazoa, Arthropoda, Insecta, Hemiptera, Aphididae. The record is from RefSeq and is a predicted model, not a curated record.
GUUCGUGUGAUCCACCACGUACGGUAAAAGUUGCAGUAACUGAGUAUAAAAAUACAUAACUCGUGUUAAUCUGUGAAUACUAUACAAAAAAUAUCAACGAUGGCUUACAUCCAGAUAUUGGUGAUCGUGGUGUGCUCUUGCUUCCUACAGGAAGCGCUUUUAGCCCAACCAAAAGCUCCGGCCAAUGGCGCGCAGCAGUACUCGGGCCCCGAUGUCCGGCAAUCGGUCCCGCCGUCCCGGCCGCUGAGGCGGGCGACGAUGGUGAAGCGGACCGUGUCCCGAAAGCCGACCGCCGUGGCUCAAGAGCCGCUUCCGCCUCCGCCGCCCAAGUACCCGUACCUGACCGCGGUGAAGGACAAGCUGUGGAGCACGUGGGAGGACAUCAACCGGGACGCCAUCGGCAAGCUGAGCACCAGGGCGAUCAGGAACGCGGUCGGCCACAUGCUCGCCGACGAUCUGUUCUGGUCGACGGCUACGGCCUUUGUCAGGAGGCGCGGCAAGAUCACCAACGACAGUGAGCGAGCCGACAAAAAGAUCCAGACGUGCAACGCGAUCACGUCCAUCUUCACCAGCCCGAACGCCAUGGAAGGAUUCAAGGACGUGGUCAACGACGCGUACGGCACGGUGACCCGCUUGCAAUCGGACGUGGGCGUGGAAGCCCUGAACGUGGCCACCGAAAUGGUCAACAACGGCGAGGUGACCAACAUCCUGGACACGAUCACCGACGCCGUGACCAACGUCAAUCUCAGACCGGAGAUGUUGAUCAAGGGAUUCGCCAUGCUCCACAAGACGCUCAACAUGGGCGGUAAGAUAAACAUGAGCGAUAACAUGGCCAGGGGCCUGAUGUCCAUCACGUCCAGGUUCAACAAGUAGCCCGACCAAAAUUUAAGUGCCCGACAGAUAAUAUAAUAUAUAAUAUUUUAAUGUAGUCAUCGCGUCAACUCUGUGUAAUAAUAGUAAUAAUAAUAAUAAUGUCGUUUGCGCGCAUGCGUAAUAUAGUGUAAUAGGUACACUCUUCUUACGGGUACACUUACGCUUAAAAAUUGUUAAAAUACAGGUACACAUAGGUACCUAACUAUUGUUACGAUUAUUUACCGACGAUGUAUAUACAUCCGAUCAGCGAAGUUCAUCGUAUGUAUACCUAUAUAAAAAUACCUAUUCGCUAUAAUACGUACAACGUACUUAAACAAUAAUAUAUGUCAUGUGCCGCGUUAUAUAAUAUUAUAUUGUUCGAGCAAUCGCUCCUCAUUGCACACGUAACCAUAAUAUAUUAUUAUACAUAAAAUACCUGUAUGAGAUUAUUAUUUUGAAUAUAUUAUAAUUAAUAUACAUAAACAAUACACAUUAUACAUAUAUUGAUAUAUAUUAAUAUUAUCGACAUUAUAUUAUAUACAUAAACUCGA